Molecule: messenger RNA, 1361 nt
Organism: Pelecanus crispus (Dalmatian pelican)
Lineage: Eukaryota; Metazoa; Chordata; Aves; Pelecaniformes; Pelecanidae
Source: RefSeq, a predicted model, not a curated record
AAGCUCCUUGUGCUACUCCACUGAUCUGUAGCUUUGGAAGGCCAGUGGACCUGGAGAAGGAUGACUACCAGAAGGUUAUAUGCAACAACGAGCACUGUCCGUACAGCACCUGGAUGCACCUUCAGUGCUUCUAUGAGUGGGAAAGCAGCAUUCUCGUCCAGUUCAAUUGCAUUGGCAGAGCCAGGAGCUGGAAUGAAAAGCAGUGUCGCCAAAACAUGUGGACAAAGAAGGGAUAUGACCUGGCUUUUCGCUUUUGCUCCUGUCGGUGUGGGCAGGGUCAUCUGAAGAAGGACACUGACUGGUACCAGGUGAAGCGAAUGCAGGAUGAUAAGAAGAAAAAAUCAGUGCUGGAGAAGAGCACGGGAAGGUCAAUGGCAGAGUCGGCGGAAGAGGCCAAAAAGGGCAGGCCAGCCAACAAGCCGCAAAAAGGCUUGAGUCACGACCUCCAGCGAAGGCACUCGAUGGACAGGCAGAACUCCCAGGAGAAGGGUGUCAUGGGCGGCAGCUACGCCGUUCGCUCGCCUUGUGUCUCUCCCGGCCAGUCCCCACCCACUGGCUACUCUAUUCUUGCCCCCACACAUUUCAGCGGCCCUCGUUCCUCGCGAUACUUAGGAGAGUUUUUGAAGAACGCCAUUCACCUGGAGCCCCAUAAGAAGAACAUGGCUGGCGGGGGCAUGUUCAGGAACGCGCAUUUUGAUUACGGGGCAGCUGGCUUGCAAGCACAUAGAUCAGGACACUUUGAUGCCCCCGUGCAGUUUUUGAGAAGGCUUGAUCUCUCUGAGCUGCUUACUCACAUCCCCAGGCAUAAAUUGAAUACUUUCCAUGUGCGGAUGGAAGACGAUGCCCAGGUGGGCCAAGGGGAGGACCUUCGGAAGUUUAUCCUUGCUGCUCUUAGUGCCAGCCACAGGAACGUUGUAAACUGUGCGCUAUGCCACAGGGCGCUGCCAGUGUUUGAACAGUUUCCGCUGGUGGAUGGGACCCUGUUCCUUAGCCCAUCGAGACACGAUGAGAUUGAAUAUGAUGUUCCCUGUCACCUUCAAGGAAGGCUUAUGCACCUCUAUGCUGUUUGUGUAGACUGCUUAGAAGGGGUUCACAAAAUUAUCUGCAUUAAGUGCAAGUCCCGAUGGGAUGGAAGCUGGCAUCAGCUGGGAACUAUGUAUACCUACGAUAUUCUGGCAGCAUCUCCCUGUUGUCAGGCUCGACUGAACUGUAAGCACUGUGGGAAGCCAGUAAUAGAUGUACGGAUUGGCAUGCAGUAUUUCUCUGAAUACAGCAACGUCCAGCAGUGUCCUCACUGUGGAAAUCUAGACUACCACUUCGUGAAGCCAUUUUCUUCAUUUAAAGUUUUGGAGGCUUAUUGA